AUGCUUCGUUUGAAGUUUAUGACAGAAUUGAUUUUUCUUUGGAAAACAGACAUUUUGUUUGGAGACAGGGGUAGCGAAUUCAGUCCGAGUGCCGCAUUUACACAUCGGCGUUCAACUAGUAGCGGUUCGGCUAAGAAGCAGCAAUCUAUUGAUUUCCGUAUGGCCACUCCGGCAAGUUCGAAUGGCUUUGUGGCAAUGCCGAAAGCGGCAUCACAUUUUGGUUUCACUGCUUAUUGUCUUGGUGUUUGCUUGCUUGUAUUGUUCGUUUUUCUUGAGGGAAAUCAUGGGCUUAUCACACUUCGUCGCUGUAUGCGUGGUUAUUCCGGUUUUCUGCUUACGGCAUCCGAAACAUCAUCCGAAUCGUGCGCUUCCGGUGUCUCUUUGACGCAGACAACACCGUUUCAUCUCGCUCGAGUUGCAUUGGACGAUUCGUUGCAGUGUGGGUCAGGCAGCGCCAACUACAAAUGCAUAAAGAUAGAGAAUGGUGAUAAGGUAGCAGAACUGAUUGAAAGAUCACUGGAAAAACACCUGAUGUUCGGUGAUCAUUCGGAGUACUGCCUCGUACAACUUCUGCCAGAUGGAUGCGAAUUUCGCUUGCCAGAGAAGUGCAAUCCAUACUAUGCAGUGGCGCCGGAUCCGUCAUCAUCAAUGUUAAAUUUCGUGCUGCGACGUAAAAGUGACGCUGAACGAGAAGCACUGGCUGGUGGUGCGACUGCACCGUCGGUGAAAAAACUUAAUAGGAUGAAACGAAGUAACUUGUUACGGUGGAGUAGUGGUUAUUUAUGA
Molecule: messenger RNA, 786 nt
Organism: Gongylonema pulchrum
Lineage: Eukaryota; Metazoa; Nematoda; Chromadorea; Rhabditida; Gongylonematidae
Source: the annotation of a GenBank genome assembly